AUGAGAGCGCGUAUCACUAGAUCCACCUGGGAAUACAAGAUUCAGCAAACGAGAUUGAGCACGAUAUUAAAAGGGCCAUACAACAAUACGAUAAGAAUUUACAACAAAAUCCCAGUUGAAAUUCGUCAAGUCCGCGACGAACAUAAGUUCAAGGAUAUCGAUAAUGUAACAGUGCGUAAAAAUUUCCUCACAAAAAUAAAAUGUUUAGAGGAAACCAAGGCUAACUACAUCGAUAUUAUUGAACGGAUAAACGAAUUGACAUUAAAAAUGGAUCCCGAUUUUGUACCCAAUUAUCAACUUCUCGAAGCUUUCGACGAUUUAUAUUGCGAAAUAUUAACUUGCGCUGAAGAUAUUACCCCGAAAGUCGAAGUCAGAGUCAACGAGGCAUCUGUUUCCAAUUUAGAAUCAUCAUCUCGAAUGAUGCCUAAGCUGCCUAAAUUAUCUCUACCUACAUUUUCCGGUAAUAUCCUAGAAUGGCCAAUUUUUUAUGAGUGUUUUAAGUCCUCCAUUCACACUAAUAGUCGAUUGAGUAAUGCGGACAAAAUAAAUUAUUUAAUAGGACAGCUUUCGGGGAAGGCAAAAAAUGUUUGUACUGGCUUACCCCCUAUUGGAUCGAAUUAUCAAAUUAUUUGGGAUAAGCUCUGCGAAAGGUAUCAAAACCCACGUAUCCUGGCCGGUUCUUACCUACAACAAAUUUUGGAUUUUAAACCUGCACAGUCAGGUUCAGUCAAUAAUUUGGAUAAUAUCCUAGACAGAUGUGAUGCAUCAUACCGUGCCCUUAAGGAAUUAGAUAUAGCUGAUUUAUUAGAUUUUACGUACGCAUAUUUAUUGUGGUCGAAAUUGGAUCCAGAUACGCGCAAUCUGUUUGAAAAUACUCGAAGAAAUUCCAGUAUCUUUACUUAUGCGGAGAUUACUGCAUUUAUCAAGCAGCAGAUUCAAAUAUACAAUAGCACAUUAGGUCAUGGAAAAUCCAGUUCGACAUACCAAAAUGUAAAAUCAAAAUCACACGCAUUUUUUGGAGAAACCAAUCGAAAGAGCAAUCGUUGCUUAAUUUGUAACUCCAAUCAACAUACGGAUAUAAAAACCUGUACAAAAUUUCUGGAUAAAUCUGCAUCGGAUAGAUUUAAAAUAAUAAAAGGGAAAGGUAUGUGCAUUAAUUGUUUUGAAAAUCACAAGGUUGUACAAUGUAAAAGUCCGUCCGUAUGUAACGUUUGCCACUAUAAACACAAUAGUUUGCUACAUUUCGUCAAGCCUGUAAAUAAUAAUAGUACAAGUUCCGUUGUGAGUCAAAGUGAUUCUGUUACCAGUCCAAGUAGCCCCGGUGUAGUUCAAAGUGAUACGUCAGCAUUUUGUUCGACAGUCGAUGAUUCUAUAAUCAAAUGCGGUUCUACAGUGUUGUUGUCAACGGUAAUUGUCCAUGUAUACGAUCAUGUCGGUGUCAGGCAUAGAGUACGUUUCUUGCUAGAUUCUGGUAGUCAAGGGAAUUUCUUGACGGAAGGUUGUAUUAAGAAACUUAGAUUAAAUAUAUCGUCUUCGAAUAUGGUUGUUAAGGGCUUUGGUGGGGACAGUCAGGUUUUAGGAGCCUCGGAUUUAAUUAUUUAUUCACGUUUAAAUUCAUGCGUCAACUAUAAAGUUAAUGUUUUUGUAAUCGAAAAAAUCACAGAUCGGUUACCUAAUGUCAAAAUUUUACGAGAAUCGUGGGAACAUUUUAGUUAUCUACCAUUAGCGGAUGAUCAAUUUUGUGAGCCUGGUCCUAUAGAGGGCAUAUUAGGGGCUCAAAUGUUUGCCACUUUAUUAGAAUCACGUAAAAUCAAAAGUAAAAUUAAUUCACUUAUUGCCCUUGAAACAAAGUUGGGUUUCGUAAUAAUGGGCUGUGUACCCAAUUUGCCAGUAGCAUCCACGUCGGUACAAUCCUUUCACACUCAGGUGAAACCGCCAUUAGAAAAGUUGGUGCGUAAAUUUUGGGAAUUAGAGGACAUUCCAACACAAAAUUUCGAGAGUCCAGAAGAUGUGGAAUGCGAGAAAAUUUUUGCGUCGACCGUAAUGCGGGAGAAUUCGGGACGAUAUGUGGUAUCUUUACCUUUUAAAUAUAACGCCAAUAAAUUAGGCGAGUCAUACUCAAACGCUUUAAAACGGUUUAAAGCUUUGGAAAAUAAAUUCGAUAAAAAUCCAACGUUGAAGCAACAAUACAGUGCCGUAAUUAGGGAACAUUUAGAAAAGGGUUAUAUAUCUUUAGUAAAAAAUAACCCGUCUAUUCCCCAUUAUUUCAUCCCACACCAUGGUGUAUUUAAACCGGACAGUGUGUCCACCCCUCUUCGAUGCGUUUUCGACGCAAGCGCUAAAACUACAAAGCAAGUAUCUUUGAAUGACUUGCUUUAUACUGGCGCUAAACUACAAUCGGAUGUAGUUAGUUUGUUUUUAAAUUUUCGUUUGUUUUCGGUUGCAUUCACAGCAGAUAUUCGUCAAAUGUAUCUGAGAAUCGGAAUGCAUCCAGAUCACAGAAAAUUUCAGCUAAUAUUAUGGCGCUUCUCAAAAACCGAUGAAAUUUUAGUAUAUUCGUUAGACACCGUUAGUUUUGGUGUAAAGAGUUCGCCAUUUUUAGCUUUAAGAACGUUAAAACAAUUGGCGUUAGAUGAAGCCGACAAAUACCCGUUUGCUUCGUCAAUUGUUCAACGUGAUUUUUUCAUGGACGAUUUGGUCACAAGCGUCAACACGGUCGAAGAAGCUACGGAAUUAUAUUCGCAGCUCAUUGAGUUAUCUGGAUCGGCCCAAUUUGAAUUGACAAAAUGGGCGACAAAUUCUCAGGAAUUAUUUUCUUUUGUGCCCGAAAAGGACCGUUCUCCUAAAAUAGUAUCCUUUGAUUCAGACAGUCUGAAAAUAUUGGGUAUGCAGUGGUACCCUCAUUCGGAUGUUUUCACUUUUAGUAUUAAUGCCGAACUUAGACCCUGCACUAAACGUAAUGUACUUUCGACAGUCGCUAGGUUGUUUGAUCCGUUAGGAAUAUUAGCACCUGUAACACUAUUAAUAAAACUCUUAAUAAAAAAAUUGUGGAUAUUAAAAUUGGAUUGGGACGAGGCUCCUGAUAGGGAAAUUUGUUUAUUCUGGGAAAAUUUCCAAACUGAUUUAAAAUGUUUAGAAUUGUUUAAAAUUCCUCGUCAUUUUGGGGCGAUUAAAGAUUUACCGGUUGAAUUAAUCGGAUUUUGCGACGCAUGUUUAGAAUCUUAUGGCGCUAUGAUUUACAUUAGGAUGGUUACGCCGACUAAUAAAAUAUUGGUUAAUCUAGUUUGUGCGAAAACCAAGGUUGCUCCAAUGCGAACGGAAUCUAUUCCAAGAUUGGAGUUGUGUGCAGCUGUUUUGUUGGCCAGGUUGCUUAAAUUUGCAAUGUCCAGUUUGGAACCGCGCGUUCAGGUUCGAAAAUUAUUUGCAUUUUCCGAUUCGACAGUAACUUUGAAUUGGAUUGGAUCCCCAUCCUAUCGUUGGCAAACAUUCGUUGCCAACCGAGUUUCAUUAAUACAAUCGUUGGUAUCAAAUGAAAAUUGGUUUCAUGUAGAGGGGGUACAAAAUAUUAGCGAUGUACUUUCUCGAGGAUUAAGUCCAUCUCAAUUCAUGAAAAUGCCUAAUUGGGUUACGGGUCCAGAGUGGUUAAAAUUAGAACCUUCAUCGUGGCCAAUAAGAAAAAUUUCUGUUAAUUUGGAAGUUAUGCCUGAAGAAAAAUUAACGGUUAUGAUUGCUACUCAAAGGGUAGUAUUAACGCCUCCGAUUUAG
Messenger RNA from Chrysoperla carnea, 3765 nucleotides. RefSeq lists its product as uncharacterized. NCBI's taxonomy places the organism in Eukaryota, Metazoa, Arthropoda, Insecta, Neuroptera, Chrysopidae. The record is from RefSeq and is a predicted model, not a curated record. The transcript is spliced from 3 exons. Bases 1 to 3765 code for a protein of 1254 amino acids.